Tarenaya hassleriana is the source of this 1209-nucleotide messenger RNA. Its product is annotated as probable 2-oxoglutarate-dependent dioxygenase AOP1. The transcript has 3 exons. NCBI's taxonomy places the organism in Eukaryota, Viridiplantae, Streptophyta, Magnoliopsida, Brassicales, Cleomaceae. Gene Ontology annotation, molecular function: dioxygenase activity. The record is from RefSeq and is a predicted model, not a curated record. The coding region runs from base 76 to 1020 and encodes 314 amino acids.
ACACAUGGGUACUGUGUAUAUCAGUCACUCCAUAUCCUUCAAACGUUGAAAAACAAGAAACCUUGGGGUUCGGCAAUGGGUUCAGAGACUCUGCAGCUCCCAGUGAUCGAUUUCUCCGGCAAAAACCUUAAAAAGGGGAGCAAAGAGUGGGAGUGUACGAGAUCUGAUGUCCGAAAAGCCCUCGAGGAAUUCGGAUGCUUCGAGGCAUCCUUCGAUAAGAUCCCUCUCCAUCUUCGGAGGGAGAUUUUCGGGUGUUUGGAAGAGCUUUUCGACUUGCCACUGCAGACCAAACUGAGAAACGUGUCCAAGAAACCCUUCCAUGGAUACGUGGGUCAGUACCCUCAGGUGCCUCUCUACGAAAGCAUGGGCAUUGAUGACGCUGAUCUUCCUGAUCAAGUCCUCUCCUUCACUCAGAAGCUUUGGCCUCAUGGAAAUCACCAUUUCAGCAAUACGAUUCAGUCUUUCGCCGAGCAAUUAUCGGAACUCGACAUAACGAUAAGGAGAAUGACACUGGAGAGUUUUGGACUCGAAAAGUACAUCGAUGAACAUCUGGAAUCGACGAAUUACCUUCUGCGUGCGAUGAAAUAUAAAGGACCUGACACAGAGGAGACGAAGCUUGGCCUGAACGCUCAUACCGAUAAAAACAUUGUCACCAUACUUUACCAGAAUCACGUCGAAGGGUUGGAGGUUCAGACAAAAGACAACAAGUGGAUCAAAGUGAAGCCUUCCAAAGAUUCUUUCAUCGCCAUGAUUGGAGAUUCUCUCUACGCACUGCUGAAUGGAAGAGUGCACUCUCCUUAUCACCGAGUGAUGAUGACGGGAAAGGAAGCGAGGUAUUCUGCGGGAUUAUUCUCGAUCCCGAAAGCGGGUCAUAUCAUAUAUGCACCAGAGGAGCUCGUGGACGGGGACGAAUAUCCUCGGCUAUUCAAGCCCUUUGAUCAUGUCGAGUUCCUCCAGUUCUAUUACACUGAAGCUGGGCAGCGAGCUCAGUCCGCUCUCAAGACUUAUUGCGGCAUGUGAAGACGUUUUCGAGUGAUUUUUGAAGUCAUUCGUCCUUUCAUGUGUUCCAUAUAAAUAAAUUGUUUACUAUCUUAUGAAUGUUGUUCGCCGAAAACCAAUCAUUCGAAUCUCUGAAAUCGGAUCUUAAAGAUCGUAUCCUUACAAAUCUGACUAUUGUUUAACAGGUCAAUAAGAUGUAUAUGUGCAAUA